AAGCGUAUUGAGUCUGAUGUAAUUUCCUGUGUUCAGGCUCUGGCCAGCGUUGACAUCGGCAGUCUGAUCUGUAACGUUGGAGCCGGUGGUGGAGCUGCUCCGGCUGCUGCCGCUGGUGCUGCUGCUGCUGCUCCUGCAGGUGGAGACGCACCCGCCAAGGAGGAAGAGAAGAAAGAGGAGAAGAAAGAAGAGUCCGAGGAGUCUGAUGACGACAUGGGCUUCGGUCUGUUCGACUAAAGCAGCUCUUUUAAUAAAAAACAUUGAAACUGUCAA
This is a messenger RNA of Sinocyclocheilus grahami, 273 nucleotides long. RefSeq names its product 60S acidic ribosomal protein P1-like. Gene Ontology annotation, molecular function: structural constituent of ribosome; protein kinase activator activity; ribonucleoprotein complex binding. Lineage: Eukaryota; Metazoa; Chordata; Actinopteri; Cypriniformes; Cyprinidae. Gene Ontology annotation, biological process: cytoplasmic translation. The transcript is spliced from 2 exons. The record is from RefSeq and is a predicted model, not a curated record. The annotation marks the transcript as partial. Gene Ontology annotation, cellular component: cytosolic large ribosomal subunit.